CAUGUCCAUGGUACUGCAUGUACUGAAUUCGUGAAUCGCGCAUUAAACCAUUAAAUGAUAUUUAUUUAAUAACGUGUGUUAAAAAAAUAGUCAUUAUGUCAAUGAUAAUAUCUUUAAAACAUAAUAUUAAGUUAAGUCCACUGUUGACUCAAAGUUCAUACAUUUGGAAGAAUUUACGACAGUCAUCGUCGCAUUCCAAAUAUGCAGAACACACACGGUUGGAAAAAAUUCGAAACAUUGGUAUAUCAGCUCACAUUGAUUCUGGGAAAACCACCUUGACAGAACGUAUAUUAUAUUAUACUGGAAGAAUAGAGAAAAUGCACGAAGUGAGAGGUAAAGAUAAUGUUGGAGCAACAAUGGAUAGUAUGGAAUUAGAAAGACAAAGAGGCAUUACGAUUCAAUCUGCUGCAACUUAUACCAUGUGGAAAGAUCAUAAUAUCAAUAUCAUUGACACUCCUGGUCACGUUGACUUCACUGUAGAAGUAGAAAGAGCUUUACGUGUUUUAGAUGGAGCUGUACUAGUAUUAUGUGCAGUUGGUGGUGUUCAAUCACAAUCAAUCACUGUAGAUCGACAAAUGAAAAGGUAUAAAGUACCCUGUUUAGCAUUUAUUAAUAAACUAGAUAGGUUGGGAGCUAAUCAUCGCAGAACUUUGGAACAAUUGCAAGGAAAAUUAAGACACAAUGCUGCGUUUGUACAGUUGCCAAUUGGCUUAGAAAGUAAUAAUAAAGGAAUAAUAGAUUUAAUUUAUCAAAAGGCUUUGUAUUUUGAAGGAAAUUUUGGUGAAAUUGUAAGAGAAGAUGAAAUUCCAGCAAAUAUGAGAAGUGAAGCACAAGAUAAAAGGCAAGAAUUAAUUGAGAAAUUGAGUAAUGUUGAUGAGAAACUUGGAGAUAUGUAUUUAAACGAGGCAAAAGUACUUGAAACAGACAUAAAAGAUGCCAUCAGAAGAACGUGCAUAAGUAGAAAUUUUACACCAGUAUUCGUUGGAACUGCUUUAAAGAAUAGAGGUGUCCAACCGCUAUUAGACGGAGUUGUGGACUAUUUACCAAAUCCUGGAGAAGUAGAAAACUAUGCUCUUAAACAGAAUGAAGAUGAAACUGUUAAUAUCCUAUUAAAUUCUGAAAGAAGCAAUCAAUAUCCAUUUGUUGGAUUGGCAUUUAAAUUAGAAGCUGGCCGAUUUGGUCAGCUCACCUACUUCCGUUGUUAUCAAGGAAUGUUGAAGAAAGGGGAACAUUUAUACAACGUGAGAACACGGAAAAAGGUUCGAGUUCAGAAGUUAGUAAGACUUCACUCAAAUCAAAUGGAAGAUGUAACAGAAGUUUAUGCCGGCGAUAUUUUCGCUUUGUUUGGUAUCGAUUGCGCAUCGGGUGAUACAUUUGUUAGCAAUGCUAAUGUAGAGUUGUCAAUGGAAUCUAUUUAUGUUCCCGAGCCUGUGGUAUCAAUGUCCAUUCAAGUAAAGGAUACAAAAUUGAGAGACAGUUUCGCGAAAGGUAUCGCACGAUUUACCAAAGAAGAUCCUACAUUCAGACAUUAUUAUGAUAGAGAUAACAAGGAAUCUCUAGUUUCUGGAAUGGGAGAGCUGCACUUGGAAAUUUAUGCUCAGAGGCUUGAACGUGAAUAUAAUUGUCCUGUGAUUCUUGGAAAACCAAAAGUUUCUUUCCGCGAAACAUUACACUCGCCUUAUGAAUUUGAUUUUCUUCAUAAAAAGCAAACAGGAGGAGCUGGGCAAUAUGCUCGAAUUGUUGGAGUAUUAGAGCCUUUGCCACCUGAACAGAAUACUGAAAUUAUAUUCAAAGACGAAACGGUGGGAACAAAUGUUCCAAAACAGUAUAUUCCUGGUGUAGAAAGAGGCUUUAGAGCUAUGUGCGAAAAAGGGUACUACAGUGGUCAUAAAUUGGCAGGUGUUAAGUUCAGACUAAUUGAUGGUAUGCAUCAUUGUGUUGAUUCUUCGGAACUUGCGUUCUGUUUAGCCGCGCAAGGUGUGAUGAAGGAAGCGUUCAAUAAUGCACCUUGGUAUCUAUUAGAACCGGUUAUGUUAGUCGAAGUAACUGUCCCAGUAGAUUAUCAGGGAGUAGUUGUAGCCCAAUUAACUAAACGACAUGGUCUUGUAAACGAUACAGACGUCAAUGAAGGAUGGUCUGUUUUAAAGGCAGAAGUUCCAUUGAAUAAUAUGUUCGGUUACAUAGGUGAAUUGAGAUCUACUACUCAAGGAAAAGGAGAAUUCACCAUGGAAUAUGCGCGUUACACGCCUUGUAUACCAGAAGUAGAAGAACAAAUAGUAAGGGAAUACCGAAUAGCAAAUAAUCUGGAGAGUGUAGCGCAAAAGUCGAAAAAUUAAUGACUUUAAAACUACUAAUUUAGGAAUUAUUUUGACUCGUUACGUGAUGUAUGAAAUGAAUGUGAUGAUGAACGUGAAACGAUCGAAUGUAAAAAGUAAGAUAUAAUAAAAAGUAAUUUAUACGAUA
Messenger RNA from Osmia bicornis bicornis, 2463 nucleotides. It is a transcript of the gene mEFG1, whose product is annotated as elongation factor G, mitochondrial. The record is from RefSeq and is a predicted model, not a curated record. Gene Ontology annotation, cellular component: mitochondrion. Bases 96 to 2336 code for a protein of 746 amino acids. Gene Ontology annotation, biological process: mitochondrial translational elongation. The transcript is spliced from 9 exons. Lineage: Eukaryota; Metazoa; Arthropoda; Insecta; Hymenoptera; Megachilidae. Gene Ontology annotation, molecular function: translation elongation factor activity; GTP binding; GTPase activity.